Messenger RNA from Tauraco erythrolophus (red-crested turaco), 1436 nucleotides. The record is from RefSeq and is a predicted model, not a curated record. Lineage: Eukaryota; Metazoa; Chordata; Aves; Musophagiformes; Musophagidae.
UGUGCCAGCAAGGUGAAUGGCGGUCUGUACACUACCACUAAAGACUAUCCUGAUGAAGCUGUCCAUUUUGCCAGGAGUCAUCCACUGAUGUAUCAGCCCAUCAGGCCUGUUCAUAAGAGACCAAUACUAGUUAAAACAGAUGGAAAAUACAACCUUAAACAAAUAGCAGUGGACAGAGUGGAAGCUGAAGAUGGGCAAUAUGAUGUCUUGUUUAUUGGCACAGAUAAUGGAAUUGUGCUGAAAGUCAUUACAAUUUAUAAUCAAGAGACAGAAUCAAUGGAAGAAGUGAUUCUUGAAGAGCUGCAAGUAUUCAAGGUGCCAGUUCCUAUUAUUUCUAUGGAAAUCUCUUCCAAAAGGCAACAGCUGUAUGUUGGCUCGGAGUCAGUCAUAGCGCAAGUGAAGUUCCACCAGUGUGACAUGUACGGCACCGCCUGUGCGGACUGCUGCCUCGCUCGAGAUCCGUACUGCGCGUGGGACGGGAUCUCCUGCUCCCGGUACUAUCCCACAGGAAUGCAGGCAAAGAGACGUUUCCGCAGACAAGAUGUUCGACACGGAAAUGCAGCGCAGCAGUGCUUUGGCCAACAGUUCAUUGGUGAAGUCCUGGAGAAGACUGAGGAGAGACUUGUUUAUGGAAUAGAGUACAACAGUACCCUUCUGGAGUGCACCCCUCGGACCUUACAAGCAAAAGUAAUCUGGUUUGUCCAGCGAGCACAUGAAACUAAGAAGGAAGAGGUGAAGACAGACGACAGAAUAAUCAAAAUGGACCUUGGCCUCCUAUUCCUGAAGCUACAUCGGCUGGAUGCAGGGACCUAUUUUUGUCAGACAGUGGAACACAGCAUUGUUCACACUGUCAGGAAAAUCACCCUGGAAAUAGUCGAGGAAGAACGUGUAGAUGAAAUGUUCAAUAAAGACUAUGAGGAGGAGAUACCUCACAAAAUGCCAUGUCCGAUGCAGAGCAGUAUACCUCAAGCAUCAAAGCCAUGGUACAAAGAAUUUCUUCAAUUAAUAGGUUACAGCAACUUCCAGAGAGUGGAGGAAUACUGUGAAAAAGUGUGGUGUACUGAUAAAAAGAGAAAAAAGCUGAAAAUGUCUCCAUCCAAGUGGAAAUAUGCCAACCCUCAGGAGAAGAAAGCAAGGAUUAGGCCAGAGCAUUACCGAUUGCCCAGGAACAUAGCUGACUCUUGAUGGAUGAAAUCCAUCUACUGUUUCUGGGAAAAAUCUUAUUUGGACUUAAGUAAGAGGGAGAAAUCAGUCUUGGUUUUGGUAAAUGACACAGGUUCAUAUAUAUAAAAUAUUGGGACUGAAAACAAAAACGCCAUGAUAAGUUAUACUAUACAUUCAUGAUGACUGUUUAGAAGCAUUUUAAACAAAACCUUCUUAACUAUCUGAUUCUAAGUAGGUCAAUGCAAUCAGAGUUUUGCAUUAGGGAGGACAUG